Mytilus trossulus (common blue mussel) is the source of this 506-nucleotide messenger RNA. RefSeq lists its product as uncharacterized. Bases 115 to 492 code for a protein of 125 amino acids. The record is from RefSeq and is a predicted model, not a curated record. Lineage: Eukaryota; Metazoa; Mollusca; Bivalvia; Mytilida; Mytilidae. The transcript is spliced from 4 exons.
CUAAGAUAGGAAAGUAGGUCUUACGUAGAGUGAAGAGUUCUGAUGACUUCACGUUUUCACUCAUAUAUAACGUUAUCUAUUCCUUGACAUCGGUCUAGUUUUAUAGUUUUCAACAUGAAGUUCUUGGCUUGUGUAAUCGCUUUGGUUUUUGCAGUUUUUUCAGUAACAGAUGCAAUGACCACUAUGAUGACCCAUACACACCAUUCAACACGUGAACCAUAUGAAAAAGACAGUCUAGCCUUUUACUUCGAUGACACUUCGAACUAUUUGAUACUUAAAACAAAGGGUUACUGCUACUUCAUGGCUUUGACUUUUGCUGAGCAACACAUGGUACACAAUCCCGAUGGCAUGAGAAGAAUAGAGACUCAGAUGUUCCAUUUUAUGACCUCUGCUACUCACACGGCAAUGACUGGAGGCGAUCAUGCCCAUGUUUCCCACUACGUCUACAAUAAGCACUGCGCUCAUGAACAUAUGAUUAAACUUGUACAAUAAAACACACAACAUUU